Molecule: messenger RNA, 3282 nt
Organism: Micropterus salmoides (largemouth bass)
Lineage: Eukaryota; Metazoa; Chordata; Actinopteri; Centrarchiformes; Centrarchidae
Gene: pgm2l1
Product: phosphoglucomutase 2-like 1
Exons: 14
Coding region: 303-2174 (623 amino acids)
Biological process (GO): carbohydrate metabolic process
Molecular function (GO): glucose-1,6-bisphosphate synthase activity; intramolecular phosphotransferase activity; magnesium ion binding
Source: RefSeq, a predicted model, not a curated record
GCGUGUUUGGAGUUUUAAUAGUUCUGAGUAUCUUUACAGAGUAACACUCUUUGUUAGCUUCAGGUUAGCUGGCUGCUGUCGGCUCCCUGAGUCUGUAGUGCAGGUUUAGCGUGUGGCAAACAUUAGCCUCGGUGCGACAGUGUAAGUUCACCGCCAGCCGGAGAUGUGUGUCCAGGAGCCGAUCAGCUAACGCCGCAGCACGUCACACGGCAGCCGGCUGCCUGCUAGCUGUUCGCUACUUUACCCGACAGUCAAAUGGCCCUGCUGCAGGUGUAUUAGCUAGCCCGGCUCUGUCUGUCAGCAUGGGAGACGAUAACGGACUUAACGGGGACCUGAACGCCAACUUGCGGUGUCAGAGCACCGGCGACCCGCGGCUGGACAAAGCGGUGCACCAGUGGCUGAUCUGGGACCAGAACCGCUGGACUCGGGCUCAGGUGGAGUCUCUGGUGGCGGCGGGUCGUGUGGACGAGCUGAGGACGAGGCUCUGCAGCAGGAUGAGCUUCGGCACGGCGGGACUCAGAGCGCCGAUGGGCGCCGGAUUCAACCGGAUUAACGACCUCACCGUCAUCCAGUCCACACAGGGUUUAUAUUCGUACCUGUCCAGGUAUUUUGCAGACUUCAGCAGCAGAGGAGUGGUUGUGGGUUUUGACACCAGAGGGCAGGAGGAGAGCGGCUGCAGCAGUCAGCGUUUGGCGAAGCUGACGGCGGCCGUGAUGCUCAGCAGAGACGUUCCUGUUCAUCUUUUCUCCACGUUUGUGCCGACGCCGUACGUGCCGUACGCCGUGAAGAAGCUGGGAGCGGCGGCCGGAGUGAUGAUCACCGCCUCACAUAAUCCUAAAGAAGACAACGGAUACAAGGUGUAUUGGUGUAACGGCGCUCAGAUCUCCUCACCUCACGACAAGGAGAUCCUGCGGAGUAUCGAGGAGCAGCUGGAGCCAUGGAGCGCCUCCUGUUGGGAUGAGGAGCUGGUGGAGAGCUGCUCCCUGAGGACCGACCCCCUGGCACAAAUCGGCAGUUGCUACAUGGACGAGCUCACCUCCCUCUGCUUCCACAGGGAUCUGAACAGAAGUUGUCCAUUGAAGUUUGUCCACUCAUCGUUCCACGGUGUCGGACACACCUUUGUCCAGCAGGCCUUCCACUCCUUUGGCUUCGCUCCGCCGAUCCCCGUCCCUGAGCAGAAAGACCCUGAUCCCAACUUCUCCACCGUCCGUUGCCCCAACCCCGAGGAGGGAGAGUCAGUGCUGGAGCUUUCUCUUAAUCUGGCCGAGGAGGAAAACGCUCGAAUCGUUCUGGCAACGGAUCCUGAUGCUGACCGUUUGGCUGUCGCAGAGAAGUCUGACGGGUGCGGUUGGAAGGUGUUCACGGGUAAUGAGCUGGCGGCCCUGUUGGGUUGGUGGAUGUUCUUUAAUUGGAAGGAGGCUCAUCCAGAUCCUGCAGACGUUCAGAAGGUGUUCAUGUUGGCCACCACCGUGUCGUCUAAGAUCCUGCAGGCCUUCGCUCGCAUCGAGGGAUUCCACUUUGAGGAAACUCUUCCUGGGUUUAAAUGGAUCGGGAACAGAAUACAUGAACUUUCCAAAACAGGAAACACGGUCAUAUUUGCCUUCGAGGAGUCGAUCGGUUUCCUGUGCGGCAAUUUGGUCCCUGAGAAAGACGGCGUGAGCUCGGCGGCCGUCGUGGCUGAAAUGGCCGCUUACCUCCAAAAUAAGAACCUGAGUCUGAACCAGCAACUGCACAACAUCUACCAGACGUAUGGAUAUCACGUGUCUAAAACCUCCUACGUGGUCUGUAACGACCCCCCCACCAUCCAGAAGAUCUUCAGCCGGAUCAGAAACUUUGACGGCGAAGGAUCGUACCCGAAGACGUGCGGCGGCGUCCGGAUCGUCCACGUCAGAGACGCCACCACAGGAUACGACAGCAGCCAGCCCGACCUCAGAUCUGUACUUCCUGUGACGAGGAGCAGUCACAUGAUCACCUUCAGUCUACAGAACGGCGUCGUGGCCACGCUGAGAACCAGCGGCACCGAACCCAAAAUCAAAUACUACACCGAGUACUGCGCCGCCCCGGGGACCAGCGCGGCGUCCGGUCUGGAGGACGAGCUCGGGAGGAUCACGGCCGCCCUCCUGGACGAGUUCCUGGAGCCCGAGAGGAACAACCUGAUUCGCCGCUGCGUCUAGCUCCGCCUGCCUUGUACCUCCUGUUGAUGAUGUCACAUCCUGUUGUGUGUUGUAGACGAAUUAGAGCAGCCGCCGCCGCUUCACUCUGUGGUGUCGAUAAAGAUCAUGUUAGAGAUUAAACUACGAACUAUUUAGUUGCAGGUCUGAAGUGUGUCCUUCCUUUGUUACCGUACAGCAGAGAGCAUGAUGGGUAAACGAGUCCAACCAAAGAGUAGUGUCCUCUCGUUGUGAUUGGUUAUCAGGACAGAUGCUGCAGCAACUACUGUGAAGUAUUUACAAAAGUAUUUUCAUGGAAAUUAAGUGAGACUUGAAAUAAAUUCACUUUAUACGGAAGUUAAUUAACGACAAAAUGACUCGGGCAACAAAACAAAUGUACGGCGGCCUGUUGCUGCCACAGAUGAGAAAAUUUCUUAAUUUUAACAAGAUGCUUUUCAUUUUUCUCAUCAUUACUACAAAGAAAUAAUUUAGUUUUGAGAAAAAAAACGUUAUGUUGUGACCUAAUUUUACCUUGUUACAUCAUAAAUGUCUCACUACACAAAUAAAUGUUCCACGUUAUUAAAUAUUAAGUUGUUAUAAUGAGACAUUUAUGUAUGUUGUCAAAAUGUUCCUUGCUUUAAUGUCCUAAAGUCUUUUCUUUUCAGCUCAUUAAACUUAUUGGAGUUGAAACUAUUAGAAGAAUAAUUCAUUGGUCGACUGACAGAAAAUCAUUCUGCAACACUUUUGAUAAUUAGUUUUGGUUUUUGGACUGUUGGUGUGACUAAAACAAGACAUUUAAAGAUAAUCAAUAUUAAUAGAUUGAUGACAAUCAUUAUUCCGUCCUCACUCAGAUGGGAUUUUACAUUUGUUUUUCUGUUCAACAGUUUUGUGGUUAAUGAACUUCCAUACAUGUUUCUUUAAUCAAUCAGAAAAUCAGCUUUGUGUUUUUGAUGUUUAGCUGAAUGUUGAAGUUUUGCUUCCACGCUCUGUGGUGGUUAUUUAUUUUUAUACUGCGAUAAAAGAUAUUUAUGUUCAUGUUGUGUUGAAGGAUCGAUCAGCUCCAUGUAGAGUUAGUUAAAUGUGUUCAGUUUGCUGUUAAUGUGGUUCAAUAAAACUGAAUUAAACUUCAAAA